UGUAGCUCCCUCUGACAUCAAUUUGUGAAUUAUAUGAACCCAAGCUGCUAUACCUCUAGUAGCCUGGGCAAAUCUUGACAAAAAGUAAAUAGCCUCCAGCAGUAGUGACUGGAUUUGAUACCAGCUGUGUAAAUGGAGUCUUUCACAAUAAUAAAUCAUUAACCUUUUAGUCAGCAAUCAUGCUGUUCCCUGAACGCUCUAAAAGCCAACUCUGGCCAAACAAGAAGCAAAAUAGUCCUGCUAAUAUCAAUGAAAUGCCAUUUUCGGUCUAUAACAUUUUGUUAUGCUGCGCAGCAGGAAAGUUGGAGCGCAUCCUGCUCUCAGGCUAGAUAACACUCGCACUUCCCACUACUGAAUGAGAAGGUGGGAAAUCAAGUGGUGAGAAGACAAAAAGGACACACAGCUCCUCUUUUUGAGACACUACAGUGGACACAAGAUAUUUUCCACCUGGCAAAUCUCUUAAUGGAACAAAUGUGGACUCAUCAGGAGAGGCCAAGCAGGGCAUGGCUUUAAGCAGACUCCUGCUGCUCUGUAUGGUAGCCUCUGAGGUGUGGGAUGCUGAGACCAAACCCAUAGACUUUGUGUGUAAUAGAGCCACCAGGAGGGCUAUGAAUAUUGUGGCAGAAAUGGAGAGUGCACUGAGUGACUGCAAUGGCGUCAUGACCCUCUCCACACCAGUUCCGCUACCAUGCACAGAGCUUCAUGUAGCAUCUUGGGAAAACAAAUCAAACCAGGAGAAGAGGGGAGACAUAGCUGCAUCCUUCAGGCUUCUUAUUGAAGGUGUGAAGGCUGUGAGGGCCCUGAAUCAUCCAGGAUGUGUUGCUUCACUACUGCAGAAAUUGGAGAACAACAUCAACAACUACCUGCUCAUUCUCACACACCUUCAGCUGAGUCAGGGGCCAGUGGUGAGCCCAUCACUGUCUUGUGUACCUCGAAGUUCCCAGAGUCUGAGCACACUCCUGUUGAGAUACAAACAGCUGAUCUCAGGCAAACUGGAGCAGUUCAUGAUUAACCUGGAAGACAGCUGCACUUACCAGUGACUCAAAAACAACUUUAGUGAACCCAUUAUUCUUCACAAAUGGGGAUUCAAUUCAGCUCCACUGGAGCCCCAAGUCAAUGAAGUCCGCCAGUGCAAAACAGCAGGACUAAUCUGGAUUUUCUCCUCACCUUCAAAAUUCUCAUGUGUAAAAAGUCUUCUUUUGUAUACUGUGAUAUGUAUACACACUCUUUAAGGGUAAAAAAGCAGAAAUACACCCAUCUCUGCCAGUCAUGAAGAGGAACUACAUCUGGAUAAGUAAGGAAAAUAAAAGACAUCAAUAUGUAUGCAAUAAUGAGUAUCUUGGAAGAAACAAGCAGUUCUUUGUAUCAUUCAUUAAGCUAAGGAUACUUUGAAUUUGGUUGUAGGUGUGUACAACCGAAACAAACCUGCAAUCUACCAAAAAGCAAGUACCUUCUUUAAUGUAGCUUACAGGCAGCUUCUCCAUGUCUCCACUGUAUGCAGAACUAUCAAAAUCCAAAUGACGGUUUCAUGUUGAGGUUGUUCUCCACCUUGAUCACAUGGCUAGAACCAAAAGGUCAGCUUGGUUGUCUGAAUUCAUGUUUUCAGGCCAAAUUUGUUUUGCUCCUUGUCAGUGGUAGAAAUGUCUCCCAAAGUGGAUAUUAUGCUAAUAGUGCUAGACAGUUACUGCGCAUCAAAUGAAAAAUCAUAUAUAAGUUAUAAAAGACACUGAAGAACAAUGAAGACUGGAAAAUAUUGCUAUACCUUUCUGGUAUAAAUUCAGUGAGCAGGUUUUGCUUAUUCUAAUUGCACUUUUAGCUCUUAUGUCUGUUUACAUUUUUAUUUUAAAGAAUUAUGAUUUGCUAUGAUUUGUGCAUGUUCCUUUGUAUUCCUUUUUUUAUUUUGGGAAAUCCACCUUGGAUUUCUUUGUGAAUAUCUUUAUGUAAAUGCUCAAAUGUUGCAUCUAAGGACAUUUUUGCAACAGUUAUAUCAAUACAAAUACUGUUUAUGUGAUGAUGAUGAUAGAAAACCCUCCCAAUAUAAUAUGCAAUAAACUGUCUGUUAUAUUACA
Seriola aureovittata is the source of this 2069-nucleotide messenger RNA. RefSeq names its product thrombopoietin (gene thpo). The transcript is spliced from 5 exons. The record is from RefSeq and is a predicted model, not a curated record. Gene Ontology annotation, biological process: cell population proliferation. Gene Ontology annotation, molecular function: hormone activity; cytokine activity. Bases 504 to 1040 code for a protein of 178 amino acids. Lineage: Eukaryota; Metazoa; Chordata; Actinopteri; Carangiformes; Carangidae. Gene Ontology annotation, cellular component: extracellular region.